AUGGAUCUCGUCCUGCACUACUGCGACGAGUACGCCUUCGACUCUGUGUACGCGUAUCUCUUCCCGGCCCCGGGAAGCACGUAUGCCAGCGGCAGCAGCGCUGCGGGCAAGCUUGCCUCGAAUGCGACGCUCGCGGCGGCCGCGGAGGCCGUCAAGCCCAUGUCGCGGCUAGCGCGCGACAGCGUUGCGCGACAGUGCAUGUCGCUGCUGUUCGUGGCCUGGGCUGCGGCGACGGUCAUGUACUUCCUCUUCUGCUCGAUCAGCUACUACUUCUUCUACGACCGGCGGCUGGAGCACCACCCGCGGUUCCUGAAGAACCAGAUCCGGCAGGAGAUCAUCUCCUCGCUCGUGGCGGCGCCGACGAUCGACGUGCUCACGCUCCCGUGGUUCCUCGGCGAGGUUAGGGGAUACUCGAUGCUGUACGACAACGUCUCGGACCGCGGAUGGCUCUACUUUGCUUUCUCGGCCUACAUCCACAAGCCGCACCACAAGUGGAUCGUGCCGACGCCGUUUGCCGCGCUCGCCUUCCACCCCCUCGACGGGUACGCGCAGUCGCUGCCGUACCACAUCUUCGUCUACCUGUUCCCGAUGCACCGCCUGCUCUACCUGGGCAUGUUCGGGUUCGUGCAGCUGUGGACGAUCCUGAUCCACGACGGCGACAUGAUCCACGACCACUUCCUCGAGAAGUUCAUCAACUCGCCCGCCCACCACACCCUCCACCACAUCUACUUCACGUGCAACUACGGACAGUACUUUACCUGGGCCGACAAGACGUUUGACAGCCACCGCGACCCCGUCGCCGAGCUUGACCCCCUCAUCGACUCCAUCAAGGAGAUGCACCGCAAGGGCCUCUGCGACAAGGACGGAAACCCGAUCAAGAAGGAGUCGAAGAAGAACCACCACGGGAAGUGUGGAAUGAUCGCCGCGCAGAUCGAAGCCAAAAGUGGAGGUCCUCCACAUCCACAUUCUCGAAUCGUCAAAACAAAUUUCUCCUCUGUUGACACCCAUCCGCCAUCUCCAUUACGCUAUCGCGCAACCAUGAGCGAAGACAAGCUAGGCAAACAGAACAAGGUCGAGAAGCUCGACGUCGAGAGUGAUCAGGACCGGGAGGCGCGACUUGGUGAGCUUCGAGAAACUAACACCCCAGUCCUGGCCCGCGCGCGCGCUUUCCUUCCGCAACUCGCCGCGUCGAACGACGCCCUCCUCGCUCGCGCGCGUGAGGACCCGUCAUCCGUGUCGAUUGAGAAUCCGACGGGCUCCCACGUCGCGAUGGACUUGGGCGUGGGCGUGUUUGACGUGAAGGGGGAUGCUCCUUCGGGCGUUCCCGUGGUGGAGGGGGAGGAGUGGACGAAGGGGGAGAGCGAGAGCGAUGUGAGUAGCGAGAGUAGUGAUUCGAGCGAUGAGGAAGAGGAGGACGUUCAGAUCAAGGAGGCCAGUACGACACGGAAAGAGAAGAAGUAG
Messenger RNA from Trichosporon asahii var. asahii CBS 2479, 1461 nucleotides. RefSeq names its product C-5 sterol desaturase. Gene Ontology annotation, biological process: box C/D snoRNP assembly; lipid biosynthetic process. NCBI's taxonomy places the organism in Eukaryota, Fungi, Basidiomycota, Tremellomycetes, Trichosporonales, Trichosporonaceae. The record is from RefSeq and is a predicted model, not a curated record. The transcript is spliced from 4 exons. Gene Ontology annotation, molecular function: iron ion binding; oxidoreductase activity. Bases 1 to 1461 code for a protein of 486 amino acids.